Messenger RNA from Aspergillus versicolor CBS 583.65, 1506 nucleotides. RefSeq lists its product as uncharacterized. Gene Ontology annotation, cellular component: membrane. Bases 1 to 1506 code for a protein of 501 amino acids. Lineage: Eukaryota; Fungi; Ascomycota; Eurotiomycetes; Eurotiales; Aspergillaceae. Gene Ontology annotation, biological process: transmembrane transport. The record is from RefSeq and is a predicted model, not a curated record. Gene Ontology annotation, molecular function: transmembrane transporter activity. The transcript has 4 exons.
AUGUCCCAAACAGAAGAAAUCGUCCUUCAGGAAACCCACACCACAACUGCAAAGACAGUCCAGAACCAUGCCACACCACAACCCAGCAAAGCGCAAGCCAUAACAGCCGUGGUAGCCCUAUCCGGCGUCAGCUUCCUAAACACCAUGGGCUCGGGCAUCCUCACCGUCGCCCUCCCCCAAAUGGCCCCCGACCUCGGCCUAAACCACGAGAUCCUGCUGUGGCCAGCAGCAGUAUACGCCCUCGCCGCCGGGUGCACACUCCUCAUAUUCGGCGCCGUUGCAGACGUCGUCGGCGAUAAGCGCGUCUGGCUAACAGGGAGUCUCCUCUUUGCAGCUUUCACACUAGCUUGCGGUCUGGCUCAAACCGGUAACCAGCUCAUCGCCUUCCGGACUCUUCUUGGGAUUGCAGUUUCCAUGUGUCUCCCUUGUGCCGUGAGUCUGAUGACGCGCACUUUCCCACCUGGUAAGGCUCGCAACCUGGGCUUUGCGUCUAUGGGUAUGGGACAGCCGCUGGGGUACUCGGUGGGGUUGAUACUGGGUGGUGUGUUUGCGGAUUCGAUCGGGUGGCGGUUUGGAUACUAUAUCAGUGCUAUCAUCAACGGUUUGCUUUCCGCUCUUGCUUUCUGGUCCCUCCCGCAGGAAAGGCCGAUGUCUGGGUCUGUUCUCCAAGGAUUGAAGAAUAUCGACUGGGUCGGGGCGCCGAUUAUCAGUGUUUCGCUGGCGUUGCUUUCUUUCGUUCUCGCUAAAAUCACGGAGAACUACCACAAUCUACAAGAGACGUACAUCAUCGUUCUCUUCGCGGUAUCCAUCGUCCUCCUACCGACGUUUGUCGUAUGGGUUGGAUGGCAGGAGAAACACGGCCGGCCAGCGCUCAUCCCCAACAGUCUCUGGAAGAGCAAAUUGUUCAGCGCGACCUGCAUUAUCGUCUUCUUUGCCUGGGCAGAGCUCAAUGCCCUGCAGUACUUUACGUCUCUAUACUUCCAAGAAAUCCAGCACCACUCCGCCCUGUCUUCAUCGCUCAUGUUCCUCCCAAUGGUGGUAGCAGGUGCAACAACCAACAUUUUCACCGGGUAUACAGUGGAUAAAAUCUCCGUGGGCCAGUUGGUCUUUGUCUCCGCUGUAAUCAGCACAGUCUCCCCACUGCUUAUGGCACUCAUAAAGCCAAGCUGGGUGUACUGGCGCGGUGCAUUCGUGUCCAUGUUUCUCAGCCCUAUCCACGCAGAUGUACUCUUCACAGUCUCCAACCUGAUAAUAUCCCGCGCCUACCCGGGCGAGAACCAAGCUCUUGCGGGGGCCGUAUUCAACUCCGUCUCGCAGGUUGGAAACUCGGUUGGACUGGCUGUGAGCGCUGCCAUUGCUGCCUCUGUUACGGAACAUUCAGGACAGGAUACGUUGAAAGGGUUCCGGGCGGCGUACUGGCUGAUGUUUGCGGCGAUGGUGGUGGUUUGCGGGUUUAGUUAUUUUGGGUUACGGGGUGGAGGGUUUGUAGGGAAGAAGAAUGAGUAG